AUGGAAAUUAUAACUAAAAUUUUAUAAAAUAUAAAUUUUACUUAAUCCUUAAUAUUUUAUAAUGAUAAAAUUAAGGGUGAAAAUAUUUAUAAUGAACUCAAAAAUUAAAAAUAUAAUUGCAUUUUUAUACACGGAGAUAUUAUCUAAGCAGACAGAAUCAAAAUAAUGAAUUAAAUUCGAAGAAAUAAAGCCAAUAUUAUUAUAGCAACUGAUCUUUUGGCUAGAGGUAUUGAUAUAAAUAGUGUGGAUCUAGUUAUUAAUUAUGAUUUACCAUCUAAAAUAGAAACUUAUUUACAUAGAAUAGGUAGAACAGGGAGGUUUAUUUUAUAUAGAUAUACUAAUAUAUAUAUAUAAAAAUAUUUAUAAUUUAAAGAAAAUAUUCCUUAAUCAUUUAAGUAUAUUAAUGAAAAAUUAAAAGAAAAAUAAACAGAAAUAUAAUAAUAAUAAUAAAAAAAUAAAAAUAAAGUUAAAUAUUUACAUGAAUUUACAUAAGGAAUUAUUUCCAAAGAAAUUGAACUUGAAGAAAAAUAUUAUGAUGAAGAAAAUUUUAAAUAUUUUUAAGAAGAAGAUAUGGAAUAAAAAGAAAAAUAAAAUAAUUAAAUAUUUUAUAAUCCUUUAUAUAUUAAUAAUAAUAAUAAUAAUAAUAAUAAUAAUAAUAAUAAUAAUAAUAAUAAUAAUAAUAACAAUAGUAAUUAUAAUUAACAAUAAUAAAGUUAUAAUAAUUAAUGUGAUCAUAAUGAUAUUAAUGAUGAUAGUCAAUUUAAUUUUUUAAAAUGCGAAGUUUGCUAUAAUUUUCUUUUAAAAACAUAAGAAAUUACUGGAUAGUAAUUUGGUUUAUUAAAAUAUUUUUAAAUUAAAUGA
Messenger RNA from Ichthyophthirius multifiliis, 861 nucleotides. RefSeq lists its product as hypothetical. Gene Ontology annotation, molecular function: RNA binding; RNA helicase activity. The transcript is spliced from 2 exons. Gene Ontology annotation, biological process: spliceosomal snRNP assembly. Lineage: Eukaryota; Ciliophora; Oligohymenophorea; Hymenostomatida. The record is from RefSeq and is a predicted model, not a curated record. Gene Ontology annotation, cellular component: SMN complex.